AUGAGAAGUGGUGUAAACCCAAGAACUAAAGUUUUUUUUAACGAUGAAUUGUUAUCAUUAUUAUCUCCUCCUAUCCUUCGUCCAACAUCGAAUGACUUGACUGAUAUUGAUCCGGAUGAAGAAAAUGGCGUGAUUUCAUGUACGAUUGAUAAUAAUCAAAUUAAUAUCGAUGCUAAAACAAUUUCACCUUUUAAAUGUGUUUUUGGUUCAGUGGGUAAAUUACAACAAGAUAGUCAAACAGCUAUUGUUGCUAUCUAUGGUUGUUGGCUACCAGAUCGUCGUUUAAGAGAAUAUCGUUAUAUUAUGGAUCAACUCUUCUAUUAUAUUUAUCAUAAAUUGGAAAAAUUAGUGAUCGAUGAUUAUAUAUUAGUUUACUUUCAUGGAGCCACACCAAAACAUCGUACACCGGAAUUCAAAUUUCUUCGUAAAUAUUAUCAAAUGGUUAAUUUUCGAUUACGUAAAAAUCUUCGUGGUAUUUAUGUUGUACAUCCAACAAGAUGGUUGCGUACUGUUAUUGCUGUUUCUCGACCUUUCUUUAGCAAUAAAUUCUAUCAUAAAGUUCACUAUGUAUAUACAAUAGCUGAACUUGAACGAGAAUUUCCUAAUAAUCCUAUCACAAUUCCACUUAUCAUUGAACAUAUCAACAAAAUCUUUCUUCCUAAUGUUUAUUCAGAUCUGAUAUACGUCAAUCGAGAGUCGGAUUUUUUGGGAUCUGUUGUUAAUACCAUCAAUAUAACGGAUUGGCUAUAUUCUCAAAAGUAUGAUCGUCAAAAUGCAAGUAUAAAACGUUCUAUUGAACGAUCCGUGCCACAAUCAUUUGACGGAAAAGAAGCCGAAUCAGCUGCUUAA
Messenger RNA from Rotaria socialis, 849 nucleotides. Lineage: Eukaryota; Metazoa; Rotifera; Eurotatoria; Philodinida; Philodinidae. The record is from the annotation of a GenBank genome assembly.